Quercus robur (English oak) is the source of this 3867-nucleotide messenger RNA. RefSeq names its product nucleoside hydrolase 3-like. The coding region runs from base 842 to 3637 and encodes 931 amino acids. The record is from RefSeq and is a predicted model, not a curated record. Gene Ontology annotation, molecular function: hydrolase activity, hydrolyzing N-glycosyl compounds. NCBI's taxonomy places the organism in Eukaryota, Viridiplantae, Streptophyta, Magnoliopsida, Fagales, Fagaceae. The transcript has 13 exons.
UCAUAAUUGGUUGUCUCUUUGAUAGCAUGUUCUAUUUCCAUCGCUAUAUAUAUAUAUAUAUAUAUUGUUUUGUAGGAUCCAAGCAAGAAAGAGUUUAAGAUGCUUGCUAUGUUAUUCUCUCAAAUUUUUUACAGCAUGAACAACUUGCGGUAUUGAAGAAAUUACUGAAUAUUUUACAUCAAUAGCUAUUUGUUAAUAGGUGUUUGACAACUUUAGAAUAUGAAAAGUUUUAGGUUAAAUGGGUAACAACUUUAAUUUUGUUAAUUUUUUGCUUUCUAAAUUACUAAUAGUGAUUUUUCACGUUAAAUUAGUAGUUUAUUUGUAUACUAAUCAGCUACAAUGUUGUAAUGUUAUUUAUUUUUUCUUUCUAAUUUGUGAGGUUUAAUUCAAGUAAUAUUGAACAAAUCCUCUGAAAUCAAAAUUCAAUACAAAAGAAAUUUAGUUAGGGACUUUGUAAGACUAAGGGAGUUUGAAGAUAAUAUAAGUUUUGGCCUCAUGUAAUAUACUUAUAUUGGUUAAGGAGAGCUUGAAAAUAAUAUAAGUUUUGGCCUCAUGUAAUAUACUUAUAUUAUGAGCUUCAGUUGCUACAAAUAGUAUUGUAGUAACUUAGAUAUGAAACUCCAGAUGUGACACAAACAGCAAAGGAUAGCAAUAUUCACUAAUAUUUGUCUUUUAAUUUAAAUGGUAUUUGGCAUAAUUGCUUAGCAUUCAUUAGAUUUCAUUUUCAGUAAUUUUUUCAUGCAUCACACGGAUUAGUGACCAGUUAUAUUAAUUAACAUCAGUAAUUUUUCCGUGCAUCACACGAAUUAGUGACUAGUUAUAUUAAUUUGCAAAUUCUAAUAUGCGGCUGCCUCUCUUUCUCUCUAUAUUAAUACUAUUGCCGCACACUAACUUCAUAUAUAAUGGCAUAGGUCGGCUAUGGCUUAAAGCCCAAUCAAUUGUUGUACAAGACAAAGUCAAGCCACACACAACAAACAAAGUCCUUCUUGUACAAAUAUCUUCACACUCUGUUAUUCUUUGGGAAGAGAAUUCUGGGCUUAAAUUUGAAACCAUGAGAUUAAUGGUGGUGCAUGGGAAUUUCUGGGUUGUAGUAUUAUUAAUUAUAGGAGUUGUUGGAGCUUAUAAUUUGUACAACGUGGAGUGUCUCCCACUCCCACAUCGAAUUCUUUUGGAUGCAGAUGUUGAUACUGAUGAUUUCUUAGCUCUGUUGUACCUCUUGAAGCAAAACAGAUCAGAGUUUAAGGUGGAAGCAGUCACUAUCAGUGCAAAUUCAUGGUCUGAUGCUGGACAUGCUGUGAAUCACAUCUAUGACAUUCUUUACAUGAUGGACCGUGAUGACGUUGCUGUUGGAGUUGGUGGCGAUGGUGGGAUACUAGAAGAUGGUACUAUAUUGCCAAAUGUUGGAGGCUAUCUUCCUAUUAUUGAACAGGGGAAUACAACUGCAGGAUAUUGUAGAUAUAGACAAGCUAUUCCUCCUGGUCAAGGAGGAGGGCGAUUAGAUAUUGAUGCCAACUUUGGAAUCCGAAGAGCUUUCCUCCCACAGGGGAUAAGAAAGUAUACUCCACUUCAACAAUCAACAUCUCAGCAAGUGAUGAUUGACAAGAUAUCAUGGGGUCCUAUAACUGUAAUUAUUACAGGAUCACACACAAAUCUUGCAAUUUUUCUUAUGAAAAAUCCACAUCUAAAGAGAAAUAUCGAGCAUAUUUAUAUCAUGGGAGGUAGUGUGAGGUCAAAGAACGGAGACCCUGGCAAUUUGUUCUCAGAUUCUACUAGUAAUCCUUACGCAGAAUUCAAUAUAUUUGCAGACCCUUUUGCUUCAUACCAGGUUUUCCAUUCUGGCAUUCCCAUCACCCUUAUUCCUCUGGAUGCAACAAACACCAUCCCAGUUAGUAAGAAUUUCUUUGACACAUUUGAGAAGAGUCAGAAUACAUAUGAGGCACAAUACUGCUUCCAGUCAUUGAAAACAGAUCGUGAUACAACACUUGGCGACCUGUUUUAUACGAACUUUUAUAUGUGGGACGCCUUUGCAGCUGGUGUGGCAAUUUCAAUCAUGCAUAAAUCAAACAACACUAAUGGGGAAAAUGAAUUUGCUGAAAUGGAGUAUAUGAAUAUAACUGUAGUUACUUCAAACAAACCUUAUGGGGUGCAUGAUGGCUCCAAUCCAUUCUUUGAUGGCCGUGACGUUCCAAGAUUCAAUUUGACAAUGGGUGGAGUACAUAGUGGUCAUGUUCAAACUGGACUAAGAGAUCCAUUCUGCAUUGUGAAGAAUGGGACAGGAAAAUGCCAGGAUGGUUAUACAGCAGAAGUAACUGGUCCAGAAGCAGUUCGAGUGCUAGUUGCCACGGAAGCAAAGCCAAAUCAGAACAAUGACAGUACACUAGACAAACAAUUUUAUAUAAGUUUCUUGGAUGCUCUAAACCGCCCUCAAGAUACUGGCAGAUUUAAUUUUACAACACAAUUUCCUUAUUAUUACAAAGAAGUUCUUUACAAACCAGAUUUUGGAUCUAAAAAACUUGGGAAAACUGUUGUUUUUGACAUGGAUAUGAGUGCCGGAGAUUUUCUAGCUCUGUUUUACCUCCUUAAAGCACCUGUGGAAGUGAUCAACCUCAAGGCAAUAAUAGUAAGUCCAACCGGUUGGGCGAAUGCUGCAACAAUAGACAUCAUUUAUGAUUUACUUCAUAUGAUGGGCCGUGAUGACAUUCCAGUUGGUCUUGGAGAUAUAUUUGCAAUGAACCAAUCUGAUUCAAUCCUCUCAAGUGUUGGAGACUGCAAAUACAUUAAGGCUAUCCCACAUGGGAGUGGUGGACUUAUUGACUCUGACACUCUCUAUUCUCUAGCGCGAGAUUUGCCACGAAGCCCUAGAAGGUACACACAAGAUGACUCUCCAAACGAUGGAGCUACUCAGAAGCAGCCUCUAGCAUUUGAAGUUUGGAAGUCUGUAGUGAAAACACUUGAUCCAGGAUCUAAGAUUACCAUACUGACCAAUGGACCCCUUACUAAUUUAGCAAAGAUUAUUCAGUCAGAGGAAAAUACAACCUCUUUUAUCCAGGAUGUAUAUAUAGUUGGAGGACACAUCAGCCGUGGUGACUGGGACAAAGGAAAUGUUUUUACUAUUCACUCUAAUGAAUUUGCAGAAUUCAAUAUGUUUCUUGACCCUUUGGCUGCAAAGACAGUCUUUGAUUCGAACCUUAACAUCACCCUCAUCCCACUUGGAAUCCAGCGUAGAGUCGGUUCAUUACCAAGGAUCAUACAAAGGUUGCAGGAGACAAAAAGGACACCUGAAGCUAAGUUCGCCAGCCGAUUACUGUCAAUGCUAUAUGGCUUGCAACAAAGUCACUUUUUAUAUCAUCAUGUGGACAUAUUCUCUGGGGAAAUCCUUGGUGCAGUUGCACUCGCUGAUGAUCUGAAGCCAAACGUGCAAGUAAAGCCUGUCAAAAUCCUUGCCGAAGGUGUUGAAUCCACAGAUGGACAAACUGUGAUUGAUGAAAAAGAAGGAAAAUUUGUCAAAAUUUUGGAAAAUGUGAAUUCUACAGUGUUUUAUGACCUUUUUGCCGACAGGCUAAACGAUACCAAGCAGUCUGCGGUGAUAGGAAGUUUUGAUGGUCAAAGGCGGCAGUGGAGUAGACCACCCAUAUGAAUUUGAUUUUGCUUGAAGGGUUAAGGCAAUAUUAUGACAAAGGCAUGGCAGCAUUUUUCAGUUGUAUUGCUGAUUUUCUUCAAAGAUAUUUUUUAACAAGACCAUUUUUGAUACAGGAAGCGGUCACUCUGCUUUGUACUUAGCUCAAAGAAACCAAAAACAGAUAAGAUAGAAGACUAGAAUAAUACCAUUCAAAGUUUUUCUUUUUCCUAUAUCUUUAUUGAAGCUAA